Mesorhabditis belari is the source of this 3903-nucleotide messenger RNA. The record is from the annotation of a GenBank genome assembly. NCBI's taxonomy places the organism in Eukaryota, Metazoa, Nematoda, Chromadorea, Rhabditida, Rhabditidae.
AUGUUAUUCAAACACUUCAUUCAACUAUUUCUUCUAUUUUCCAAAUUUUCUCUGCUCAACAGUCAGCUUUGUCCAUCAUCGGAUGCGCCAAAAGAUCUCGCUGCCGUAUCGGUUUGGUUAAAAGAUGGAAAUGGGACUGGAGAUGGGACUGGAGAUGUUUAUCGAAUCUCGGAUGAAGAUCUCACGGAUAAAGGAUAUGUGAGAAGCCCAAAAGAUCGUGACAAUUUCGUCGUAUUAAUGGCGCGAAGUGCGGGCGGUUGCGUGAAUGGAUGUUCGGCAAAAAUCGGCACCAAUCAACGCGACGACGGGCAGAUCAAUCAUUUGGAGAACAUUUUAGGAGCACCGUAUGGAUUUACGGAUCUUCACGAUAAUCUCUUCUGCGGGCGAACCCUGGGCGCAUGCGGGGCCGAUGUGCAAAUUUUCAAAUAUUUCCAAGGAAACGGAAAAGAUACAACCUUCGCCUACUCGUUGGAUCCGUCAGCUCGUUUCCCGGGGAUGACCCGAGAUUUAACGUUCUCUUGUUUCGGUUGGUCCGACGGCGGAAGUGUCGUUCAUCCAGCGGGCACCGAGCACAAUUGCAUGAAACUUCUGGACGUCGAGCACGGAAAGGUCCACUACUCGACGCCGGGCUCGGGCGCGUUCUCUCUCGGCACCGCUGCGCACACGAUUUGUGACUCUGGCUUUUCGGCUACAGGACAAACACAAGUCCUUUGCACGAAGAAGGGCUGGUUCCCGGCGUCACUCGGCGGAUGUGUGCAGCAAAGCGCUAAGCCUCGGGGUAUCUCUUUGUUGAAUGUGGCUGCAGCAGAUGGACCAAGCAUCACACACGGCUCUUCUGAGUGUGCUGCAAUCGGAAAAGUCUCGCAUGGAUCAUUGCUCUACUCGGCAAUGGCAAAGGAUGCUCGAUACCCAAACCUCAGCACCGUCACUCUGUUCUGCGAUCUCGCUUACGUGGCUGUUGGAGAGGUCACGUCAACUUGUAAACUUGGUCUCUGGAGUCCGCCAAUCGGCGAGUGUGUCUCCUCGUUGGAGAUUCAUUGUCAACCAAUGCUUGUGCCGUUGAAUGGCCGAAUCUCUUACUCAUCAUCGAAUGGUUCAAAGCCGUUGACUGAAGGAGCUUCUGCUUCACUCGCUUGUGAUCAAGGGUACAUUGUUCGUGGAGUUCAAAAUGUGAGCUGCCAUUUCCGGCAAUGGUCAAAUCUGAUCGGGAGUUGUGAAAAGCUAAACCCCAACGACACGGAAAUCCCAUUGACCGUGGUAAAGAGACAGAGCAACUGUCCACAAGUGAGCGCUGACAAUGGACAGAUCAUUUUGAAUGGCUUUGGCAAUCAACUUUCCGCGAAUCUCAACUGCAAUCUUGGUUUCGUUAUCCAGGGAGCCGGCGCGAGCUUCUGCCAGAAUGGAGCCUGGAUUCCGGAAUUGGGUAGCUGCGUCUCCGGCACGUCGAUAUUUGGAGUGAAUUCGGGGAAUGCUGGGGGUCAAUGCAUGGAUAUUCAACUAAUCACCGCCGUUGGAACGGUCAAUUACUCGAGUUCAGCUGCCAAUCAGCGCCCAUCCCUCUCCACAGCUUCAUUGAGUUGUCCAAGCGGUUUCUCGGCUCAAGGAGCACUAACAGCCACUUGCAACAAUGGAGUCUGGAUACCGACGACUUUAGGUGCGUGCAUCUCAUCAACGCUCGUCACCGCGUCUGUCACUUCGACAGUUUGCCCGAAUUUGGCUCUACUAAACGGCAAUCUCACCUACAGUACCCCGAAUCUAGACUCCACGAAACCGAUCGGCUCUCAAGUCUAUCUAUCCUGCAUUCAAGGGACAAACCCGGUUGGACCGACGCAAUCGAUUUGUCAAAAUGGUGGCUGGAGCCCGGCGCUAGGGAGCUGCCAGGGCUCUCCCAGCUUUACGAUAAGUCCCUCUUUGUGUCCCAGCCUUUUACCGCCACUUUUCGGCACGCUAAACUACAGCCAGCCGGGUCAAUUCGGCGCCUAUCCAACGGGCACAUCGGUUAGUCUGAAUUGCUCGACUGGAUCGGUUAUCGGUACUUCCCAAAGCGAGUGUUUGAAUGGCGGAUGGCAACCGGCCGGGUUCGGCUCGUGUCCGCUCACGACGAUCAACAAAGAUGCAAUAGGGAUUAGAACCAUCAGACAAACAGGCGGCCAAUGCACGGCGAUCACCAGUGCGACGGGAGGUACCGUAAACUAUUCGAACGGUCCAUUCGGCCCGUUCAACUCGGGCACCACCGCUAAUAUCACAUGUUUCUCCGGUUUCGUGCAAGGCUCUCAAUUCACCACUUGUACAAAUGGCCAAUGGAGUCCGCAGCUCGGCUUUUGCUCGUCUACGAGUAACCCCGGUGGUAGUGGUACCACGUGUCCUUUUGCACCGUUGAUCCCGAUGGGCGCCAAUCCGAUCUACUCGACUGGGAGCUCCGCUGGACCGUUUUAUAAUGGUGCCUCUGUGACGAUCACUUGUCCGAUGGGACAAUCGGUGAGCGGCUCAGCGAUAACGACUUGCACGAACGGCCAAUGGAGUUACUUGGGCACCUGUUCGACGAGUGGCACUGGAGUUGGUCAAUGUCCCUUCGCUCCACUCGCUCCUUUCAAUGGAAAUCUGAGCUAUCCCUCCUCAUCUUCGUCUCCUCCAUUCUCAUCCGGAUCCACGAUCAAUCUCCAAUGCUCAUCAUCGACUCGUGUCCUUGGAUCCAGCACCACAACGUGUCAAGCUGAAUCCCCUCAACGACGAGCUCCAGUCUCAUCAUGUCUCUCAAUGGCCAGUCCUCCGUCGUCGAAGAUCAAAUACUAUACAAAUUCCACGGGUUUUUAUUCAAAUGGUACCGUAGCCGAAUUGGAGUGCGAAUUGGGGUGGACGCCGGCGGGGGAUCGUUUAGCGACGUGUCUCAAUGGACAUUGGGUACCCGAGCGGAUGGGCGUAUGUAUACCGAGAAAUGUCGAGAAAAUCGUCGAAAAAUUGUGCUCAUUCCCGGUGCCACCGGUGCUGAAUGGGGAAAUCGGCUACUCGCAGAAAGAGGCUUUUGGCGGUUUCAUCUCGGGCACCCGGGCCAGCCUCAAGUGCAGUCACGGUUUUGAGGCACAAGGCAAUGUUGUAUCAACGUGUAUCUCGGGUAAAUGGAUUCCCUCAACAAUGUCUCCAUGUGAUCCAAGAAUGCCGGAAAUCUUUCGAAGUCCCGCCGAAAGAUCGAUAAAUGAGAAAAGCGUUGACGGGAAAUGUUCAGCGCUUCCCCUGAAAACUCAUUCAUCAAUAACCUACAGUAUUUAUGGAUUUGGACCUUAUGACGAGAAAACGGUGGCGACGAUCAGUUGCCAUUUGGGGACAUUGCUUGAUGGUGAGCCAUCAACACUAUGUAUAAACGGUGAUUGGACACCCAAACUUGGCGAUUGCAUCUCGCCGAUUAACGCGAUUUCGAAUCGAAUUCAAUCAGAUGUCGGGGAAAUUGAUCGAUCUGGAGAAGAGCUUGAAGAAUCAACGACAAAAAUCACCGAGUCUUGUUCUCCGCCGUAUUCGCCCGGAUUUGGAGAAGUGACUUUUUCUAAACCAAGCAUUGGUGGUGAGUAUCCUGAGGGAACGAUCGCCGCCCUUCGAUGCAAUAUGGGAUAUUUAGCCAAUGGCCCUACAUUUUCCCGUUGCUCUUUCGGCUCAUUCCGGCCGGUGCUCGGCGGGUGCACAUCGGAUUUGACGGUGAAAUCUGUCGAGAAAUGCUCACCCAUCAAAGCACCGCCGCAUUCAAAAGUUACUUAUAUCCAAUCAAGUCGAUCGGCCGAAUACGAGGAGGGCACAACGGCGUUGCUGUAUUGUGAUAUCGGUUAUCUCGUCGCCGGUCAGCCCUCGCUUGUUUGCUCGUCGGACGGUUGGCGGCCACUCGCCGGCUUUGGCACUUGUCAAAAGCCUUAUUCA